Paramisgurnus dabryanus is the source of this 869-nucleotide messenger RNA. RefSeq lists its product as uncharacterized. Gene Ontology annotation, biological process: negative regulation of endopeptidase activity. Gene Ontology annotation, molecular function: serine-type endopeptidase inhibitor activity. NCBI's taxonomy places the organism in Eukaryota, Metazoa, Chordata, Actinopteri, Cypriniformes, Cobitidae. The record is from RefSeq and is a predicted model, not a curated record.
UGUCCCCAGCUUAACAGUCACAUGAGAAGAAUGUGUUGUGUUUUAUUUUCAUGCUGAAUUUAGGGCGUAGCACCGCUAUAAAAAAAAAAACUUGCAACAAACAACUUAAAUCAUCUCAUAGGAGGCAAAUCGUCGAUUCGGAGGAAAAGGUUCUGAAAAUGGAGUCUUUGUCUGCAGCAAACACACAAUUCUCUCUCAAUGUGUUUAAGGAGAUCAGUAAGACCAGUGGAAAUGUCUUCUUCUCUCCUCUCUGCAUCUCCUCGGCUUUGGCCAUGGUGUCACUUGGUGCUAAAGGAAACACACAUGAUGAGAUCUUACAGGUUCUGUGUCUUAAAAAAUCUGAACCAGCUCUGCUGCAGAUGAAGAUAGAGGACUUACCUGUUUGUGUCAAAGCUGACCCACUAAUAAAGCAUGAGAUAAAAAAAUCCGACAUACCGGUUUGUGUCAAAAGUGACCAGCCAAUAAAACAUGAGAUUAAGAAAUCCGACAUACCGGUUUGUGUCAAAGGUGACCAGCCAAUAAAGCAUGAGAUUAAGAAAUCCGACAUACCGGUUUGUGUCAAAGGUGACCAGCCAAUAAAGCAUGAGAUUAAGAAAUCCGACAUACCGGUUUGUGUCAAAGGUGACCAGCCAAUAAAGCAUGAGAUUAAGAAAUCCGACAUACCGGUUUGUGUCAAAGGUGACCAGCCAAUAAAGCAUGAGAUUAAGAAAUCCGACAUACCGGUUUGUGUCAAAGGUGACCAGCCAAUAAAGCAUGAGAUUAAGAAAUCCGACAUACCUGUUUGUGUCAAGGGUCAAUCUGAACCACCAAUGAAGCAUGAGAUUAAGAAAUCCGACAUACCUGUUUGUGUCAAGGGUCAAUCUGAACCA